UAAUUUAUGUUGGAGCAGUAAAGCAUUAUACAGCACUCGCAGAGUGGGCAGUUCAACGAGGAGAUAGUGAAGGCGACCAGCGACAACGGGUACGACAAGGAGGCGGUGUAUUCCAGGACAGUGUGACGUUCAGAAACACGAUGGCCCUUGACCUAAACGGCGUACUCCACAAGAUGGGGCCGUGGCACGUCCCCACGUUGGCCUUCCUCUUCAUGCGCGGUUUCCCCCUCAGCUUUACGAUACUCCUCCUGUCCUUCGCCGCCCCCAAGAUGGAUCAUUGGUGCGCUAGGCCAUCGGGAUUCGAAGAAUGGACGUCGGAACAGUGGCGGAAUUUUGCCAUUCCCAUGGAAAUGCACAAAGGAAAAAUGAAGCCAAGCAAAUGCGCCAUGUAUCGCAUCGAAAUUACAGAUUCCGGGCCCGUGGCUCUCAACGAGACCCUGUCCUGCACCGCCUGGGAGUAUGACACGUCAUUCUACAAGUCGAAUCUUGUCACCGAGUGGGACCUGGUCUGCGACAGAAGUUGGUACGUUUCCAUGUCACAAAGCUUAUUCAUGGGAGGCCUCAUUGCAGGAAACGCGCUGUUCGCCACCUUAUCAGACAGGUUCGGUCGUCGGACUUCACUGCUUUUCGCUGUCAUCAUUGUGACGCUGUCGGGAUUGGCCACAGUAGCCUCCCCCACGUUCCUGGUGUUCAACCUCAUCCGCCUGGUAACAUCACUGGGAGUCGGAGGCUACCAGAGCACCGCAGUCACUAUAGCUAUGGAAUGCAUUUCUACCAAGCGUCGUCCCAUCCUGUUGUUGGGUGCCCUGGGAUGGAUCGCAGGCUGCACCGCGCUUCCUUGGUUGUCGUACGCCAUCACAGACUGGGUGAUCCUACAGGUGGUCUUGUCGCUCUCCAGCCUAGUUCUCCUUGCGCUAUGGUUUGUUCUACCGGAAUCUCCUCGCUGGCUGAUGACGAAGGGAAAGCUGAGAAGAGCCGAAGCGUCCCUGAACGAUAUAGCCGCAAAGAACAAGCUUGAAAACAUUGACGUGCCAAAAAUGGUGGAUGAACAGCGGAAAUUAGUCGAGAAAACAAGCAACGCAGAGCACACCGUCUCCUUCUUGGAUUUAUUCAAAGGGAAAAGACUGAGGAAGAAGACAAUCCUCAUCUUCAUCUCGUACUUCGCCAAUCGCCUGUUGAUGUUCCACCUGACCUUCUUCAGCGUGCACUUGGGUGGCAGUCCCUUCGUCAGCUUCACCAUGGUCAUCCUGUUCAGCCUUCCGGGAUGCUCCGUUAUACCCAUGCUCCUGAUCCGUUACUGCCGGCGGAGGAUAGGUCUCUCUGUCUCGUGCUUCAUAACGGGCUUUUUCAUCCUCUUGCUCAUACCACUUACCGAAGAUUACCUCAUCCUUCGACUGCUGACCACGAUUAUUGCGAAGAACGCAGUCAACGCGGGAGCUGGGGUGCUCACCGUGUUCGGCGGGGAAGUGUUCCCGACGGUAGUCCGAACUAUGGGCAUCGGCGGAGGCUACAUGGCCAGCAGAGUAGGGGCCAUGCUCGCACCAUUCUUCAAGGAACUGGCAAACAACACAAGCCCCGCAGUAGCAGCUGUGGUGAGCGCCGUGGUUGCCAUCAUUGGAGGGUUGGCAGCCAUUAUGCUCCCAGAGACUUUAAACAAGCCGUUACCCGACACGCUAGAGGACGCCGAGAAAGAACUCUAAAAAUUGCGUCCUGGGCCAGUGCAAAGCAAAGGUGCUCAAUCGCAGUCACAUGGUCACGAGUACAAUAUGCGACAUGUUCGCAAAGAAUGGAGCCGAUUCAGACAGUGCUAUAAUCAGGGCCAUAGUUAUACUUAUAUAACCAAAGGCUCCGCCAGCGCUGAAACGCUGCAUCCAGUAGGUACAUGUCGUUCGUUCUCGAAGGCAGCUGAGCAACCAAAGUUGGCAUCAUCUCCUAUAGUAGCUCAGCCGCAGUAGAUAUAGUGGCAAAAAAAAAAAAGAAAAAUGACAGUUUUCCUUCAAGCAUUUGUUUUUAAAAUUAUGCGCAUGAGAGGAAGCUGCAUUCAGUUAUUUUUACGGAUGUCUUUAUCCUUUCUAUAUAUAUAAAAAAAAAUACAUGCGACGUGGGUUGUCGCGACAGAAGGUUCAAGCUUAAAGCAGUCAACUAGUGAUUUUAAAGUUAAUUCUGUUGACAACUCGAAUACCAUCGCAUUCCACAUUUUAACGCGCGACAUGUACAAAGAGCCGUCGCGUUCGCUCCGUUUCGCAGCUAGAUACUUAUUAUGUACUGUAAAUAUUGCCUAAGUUGACAUUCAGAUGAGUAAUACCAGCGUUAUAAAUGCCACGGCUGGCGUUCUCAGCCUCACAAAAUCUGGAGAACACACAGCCAUUUAAGCUGCUGUGAGCACUGGGAAAGGCAAGGCUUGUCGAAAGAAAAUCCUUGUCUUUUUUUGUUAUUUCAUUACAGUUUAUGACAAAAAAGAAGAAGAAAAUGCCCGUGGCCUUUUUUAUUAUAGUAAGGGAAAAUAUUGCGCGUUUAGUACGUUGACAUUUCCAGCGAUUUUAUGGUUUCUUUGCGCAUUGACACGGGCGUACAUCCUCGGAAGCGAACUUCGUAACACGCUCAGGGCAAGUGCCAUAAAAAGACAUAUCCCUAACGAAUCAGGAUGAACGAUUAUAUCACUCGGAACUAAAUAGACGAAUGGGAGCCUGUUACGUGGUGAAGUCCUGCUUUUAGAGUGUAUAGUCUUCAGUGGUCGAGUUUAGCCCAACAUGGCUGCCGUCGGUGGUGGCUGCCAUGGCCACCUGCCCGUAGUAGCUUUCCCUUUCUCAGUCUUUUUCGAAAUCUACGAACAACCUAUUUUUUAUGGGUUGAAAAGGUAGGGGCAAACCCGGUUAUAUAGCAGGUAGAAGAACUUGCUAUCAGCACCUGAGAACCCUUGAAACUUAGUAUCAGUUAUUAAUUCUUGUAGCUCACCUCCCCCCCUCCCCCACCCGAUUAAAAACUAUCAUGAUGACGAAUAGCAGCAGGAAGACAAGGACAGGGUAGAAAUAGACAGGACGUCUGCAGACUCUCAACUGAUGUUUAAUCAAGAGUCUGCAGUCGUCCUGUCCCCUUUUUCUCUAUGUCCUUGUCUUUUUGCUGCUAUUCGUUAUCAUUAACCUAUAUCAACUACUCCGGAUUGUUCCUAUUGCGUAAAAACUAUCAGUAAUGUUUACGUGGCGCAUGCCAAGCAAUGAGCGGCAGACAUUCCGUUCAUUACAGCCUUUCGGGGGAAAGGGGGCUGAAGUGAACAAAAGAAGUCGGUUCAGUGGCAGUGUGUAUGAUGGCGUAUAGCCAGUGAUGGCCACUAACUACUUCUAUAGUAGUUUAACUAUAACUACUAACUACUUUGUGAUGGAGUAGUUUAACUAGUAGUUGGACUACUUUUUAGGGGAGGUAGUUAAAACUACUUCUUUACCUACUGCAAUGUAUUUCAACUACAUCUCUAACUACUUAACGUUGUCCAUCAACACCAAUCCCAUUCUACAGUGUUCCUGGACACCUAAAUAUAAAUCACGAGCAGUGAUAAAAGUGAAGAUUGAGUACACAUGCAUGGCACAAUUGCUCUGCACCUCCGUUCUCAUGAAACAAGUAGCUCAAGGUAAAAGUCGGAAGCACAACUGUGCCGUAAAACUUGCGGCAAAACCGGAAGUAGUUGGCGCAUGCAGUAACCUAACUACUGUAGUUAACUACUCGAAAUAGGAGUUUAACUAGUAGUUGCACACUACAUUUCUGCAAGUAGUUCAUAACUACUUUAUAACUACAAUCAGGUAGUUUAACUAGUAGUUUAACUACAUGUAGUUAACUACUGGCCAUCACUGCGUAUAGCUUUGAUUCAGUGUGCCACUCCCGUCUGGACCUGGAGGCUGUCAACCCACAGCUGUCGUCCCGGAUUACAUUCACCGCGUGCAACGCCCAAUCUUGGACAAUCAACGAAUGCCAUGUUCCGAGAGAUGUGUCCACCGCUGUGAAGAAGAAAGCAGUGCGUCAGUGUGAGACGCGCCUCGUUUCAGCAGUAUAUACUGCACAGACCAUCCGCAAACUUGGUUAGGACGUGGUUCGUCUAUUGUUCAUUUGAAGUACCAUAUCGUCGUUCGGUCGAGUUGAAUUAAACUGUGUUGUUGUUAAA
Molecule: messenger RNA, 4150 nt
Organism: Ornithodoros turicata
Lineage: Eukaryota; Metazoa; Arthropoda; Arachnida; Ixodida; Argasidae
Product: organic cation transporter protein-like
Exons: 10
Coding region: 141-1700 (519 amino acids)
Biological process (GO): transmembrane transport
Cellular component (GO): membrane
Molecular function (GO): transmembrane transporter activity
Source: RefSeq, a predicted model, not a curated record